Erigeron canadensis is the source of this 1605-nucleotide messenger RNA. RefSeq lists its product as uncharacterized. The record is from RefSeq and is a predicted model, not a curated record. Gene Ontology annotation, molecular function: RNA-DNA hybrid ribonuclease activity; nucleic acid binding. Bases 1 to 1605 code for a protein of 534 amino acids. Lineage: Eukaryota; Viridiplantae; Streptophyta; Magnoliopsida; Asterales; Asteraceae. The transcript has a single exon.
AUGAAGGCUCCGCAGACACUCAAAGAAGUGCAAAGCCUUAACGGCAAACUAGCAGCUCUUCACCGUUUUUUAUCCAAAUCUGCAGACAGAUCACUACCAUUCUUUAAGACCUUAAAAGGAUGUCUGGAAAAGCAACACUUCAAAUGGACGGAGGAAGCUCAAAGAGCUUUCGCGGAGCUAAAAAGUUAUUUAUGUAAGUUACCAACAAUGACGGCCCCAACACCUGGAGAAACUCUCCAAAUGUAUCUAGCAGCUUCCAGCGAAACCAUAAGCGCAGUUUUAAUAGCUAACAGAAGAGGGGUCCAGCAACCAAUAUAUUAUGUUAGCAGAGUUUUACAACCUCCGGAAACAAGAUACCCACAAAUCGAGAAGUUAACUCUCGCCUUGGUUCACGCGGCCAGGAGACUCCGCCGGUAUUUUCAAGCGCACCCUAUUCAAGUCCUAACAGACAAACCAAUUAAACAGAUUUUAACCAAGCCGGAGGUCUCGGGAAGGCUAGCAAAAUGGGCAGUGGAGUUGGGAGAGCAUGAGAUAGAAUUCAAACCAAGAAUGUCAAUCAAAGGACAAGUUUUAGCUGAUUUUCUUGCGGAGGUUCCAAUCACAUAUACGACAAACAAGCGGAAAGCGGAGAGCGUGAUAAAAAAAGAUGAAAUGGAAGAGUCGGAUCAUAAGGAGACGUGGAAACUCUUCACAGACGGAGCCUCCAGCGCUGAUGGCUCCGGAGCAGGCUUAAUCCUAACAAACCCAGAUGGUCAGGAAUUCACUUACGCCCUUCGGUUUGAAUUCAAAGCAUCCAACAAUGCCGCAGAAUACGAAGCCCUGUUAGCAGGCUUACGAAUAGCCAAGCAAAUGAAGGUAGAGCAUAUCCAUGCUUGUGUGGAUUCUCAAAUAGUAGCCUUCCAAGUAGAUGGAACGUAUGAAGCCAAAGAGCCAAUAAUGAAGAAAUAUUUGGAAAAGGUAAGACAAAUAAGGCAGAGUUUCAAGAGCUUUAGGAUACAAAACGUUAGCCGGGGCCGAAAUAAAAUUGCGGACGCUCUGAGCAAACUGGCCUCCACUUCCUUCGCCCAUUUAACCAAGGAGGUCCUUGUGGAGAAAUUGAAAAAAAGUUCUAUCGAAGAAGAAAUCGUCAUAGCACCUGUAGAAGAAGAAGGACAAACCUGGAUGACUCCAAUUGUUGAGUACUUGACAAGUGGUCUACUACUAGCAAACAAAGAAGAAGCAUGGAAAAUCCGGAUCAAGGCUCCACAAUACACCCUUCGAGAUGAAGGCCUGUAUAGAAAGUCAUAUUUGGGCCCAUUGCUAAAAUGUGUCGGCCCUAAUCAAGCAAAGGCAGUUAUUAAAGAAAUACAUCAAGGGUGCUGCGGAGCCCAUGCCGGACCAAGAAUGGUAGUGGCCAAAAUCACCAAAGUGGGAUACUACUGGCCUUCCAUGCAUAAUGACACUUUGAAAGCGAUCCAAACUUGCGAGUCGUGCCAGAUUCAUGCCACGGUUCCGAAGGCUCCAAAAAGUGAACUAAUCCCAGUAACAGCAGCAUGGCCUUUUCCAAAUGGGGUGUCGACAUUGUUGGACCAUUUCCGGAGGCUCCUGGCAAAAUUAAAUUUCUAG